Molecule: messenger RNA, 4190 nt
Organism: Mya arenaria
Lineage: Eukaryota; Metazoa; Mollusca; Bivalvia; Myida; Myidae
Product: hemicentin-1-like
Exons: 15
Coding region: 13-2952 (979 amino acids)
Biological process (GO): cell-cell adhesion
Cellular component (GO): cell-cell junction
Molecular function (GO): cell adhesion molecule binding
Source: RefSeq, a predicted model, not a curated record
UUUCCUUAUUUUAUGUGUGUGGAGAAUCAUACAUGUGUUUAUAAUAUGGAGAUAUUUCUAUUAUUUGGAACUAUUCUUUGCAGCCAAGUGCUCAGCCAAACAUUGUCGGGGAACGGGACGUCUGGAGGUUUCACAGUCAAAGAGAACGCAUCCAUUCAACUGACGUGUACCUCGUCUACUGAUGUCAAGUAUGUUACCUAUUUUAGAAGAGAUCCGUUUGAACGUAGUAUGACCUCAGUAGGCUACGGCUCAUCAGGAUGUGGCACCGACCCCGUACCGCCGUCCUACAUCAGCUGCUCAUGUGUCAGUAGAAGAGAAUACGUCUGUGUCAUCGGAACCGUCACCAGAGCCAUGAACGGGGACGUUUGGUUUUGUCUAACUCCAGGAGGAAAUAUACGUGACGACAGUGGGGAUAAAACAAUCGUCGUAACAGUUGGCAUAACAUCGGUGUCUAUGGUAUUCCCGGCGGUCAGCCCCGUCUCUGUCAUAGAACACACCGCCCAGCAGUUUCGGUGUGAGACAUCUGCCGGGAACCCACAGGCCAUCAUGGAGUGGUACAAGGAUAAUGGUACACCGGACAUGACGGAUGACACAGAAAUUAUUUCCGGGAAAGAGACAAACACUAGCGCAAGUGGUACACUGUCUGUGACUAUCGGUAAACUGACGUUGACUGUGCAGAGAAACGAUCAUGAGGUGGGCGUGUACUGCAGGGCAAACAACGGCGGGGCUUGGCUGUAUUCCUUAAAUGUGAUUUUAGAUGUUCAAUAUGAGCCCUCCACUCCGAAAGUAUCCUACCAGGGUUCCGAGGUUACCUCCCCUUUACGGGUAAUAUUCGGGCGUUCCAUGACGCUUAUAUGCAGCAGCAUGGGGAACCCGAGCCCUACUUACACCUGGACAUACCAUGGUAGAGGGUCACAAAGUGGUCUCACGCUCACACUGGUCAGCGUGCAGACAAGACACGCCGGAACUGUCACGUGCACAGCAAGGAACAAGUUGACACCUUCUGGGGCGACAGCGGUUGAUAAAACUCAAUCGACAACCAUCAACCUUCAGGUUUUGUAUUCCCCGAGUUCACCCUCUUGUACCAUCAGUGGAAAAUUUAUCUCGACCACGGCCAUACUAGUGGAGGGCACAGACCGCAUUAUCAGCUGCACCAGUUACGCCAACCCGCCCCUGGUCACGUACAUUUGGUCAACUCCGAGUGGUGGACAAGUGUCCGGAGCCAAUUUGUCCCUGACCAAUGUCAAGCACCCAGCUGACCACGGCCAGUACACCCUUACGGUCACAAACACAAUGGACCCAACAGAAGAAAACACAGAAACGGGAACUAACAGCACAGCGUUCUCGGUAGAUGUCCAGUUUGGACCUAAAGUGCAACUUCCUCAGAUUUAUGACAUUUUGGAGGGCAGUGCCGUGAACUAUUCAUGUUCUGUCAUAUCUGGGAACCCUUCUCAGACAUUCUUUAUCUGGACGAGGUCAUUUGACAGCAGGCAAUGGAACAGCCAAAUUUUCAGUAUUACCUCUGUGCAGAAAUCAGACGACGGCAUGUACACAUGCACCGCGUCAAACCAUAUGACGCCUACUGGAUCUCCCGGCCAGACCGGAAAUCAUAGCGGAACCAUGCACCUUAAUGUUCAGUAUAAGUCAAGCGUAACAGAGUUUCGUGUGACUGGAAACAGGCACGAAGCAAACGUAACAGAAACAGAUAAAGGAAGUACGACGUUCACCUGCAUGGUGGAUAGCAAUCCUCCAUCAACCAUCAAGAUUAAAAAGGACGGUGAACUGAGAAAAUCCGUCGAUCACUCAAAAGAGCUGGAGUACACGAUUGCAAAUCUGGCAUGCACGGAUGCUGGGCUUUACACUUGUGGUGGUAGCAACCAGUUCAAUUUUGACAAGCCUUCAGCAAAGGAGUUACAUAUGUUUGUUACAUGUUCACCACGGCGCCCUCCUGGCCAGGAUAUUAAGUUGAAUUUUACAGCUCGAUUACAUGAUAAUGUAACACUGCAGUACACUGUGGUUGCGUACCCAGUCCCGAUCGCCUCACAGUUCGUCUGGAAAAGAUGUUUUGGCAGAAAUAUUUGCGUACAAUUAUCAAACAUCCCCGCAAAAUAUGAAAUUACAACAAUGGACUUGUCGAGUAACUUGACCAUUGUUGAUACUGAUAUUGAUGAUUUUGGCGUAUACAGUCUUUCAGUUAGCAAUGGCAUUGGCGAGGAAAUAGUCGAGGAUAUAUUUCUGCAGUCAGUCGAUCCACCUGAUACUCCAAGCUGGUUCAUGGUGAUUUCAAAUACAGUCACGAGUUCAAGCGCUGUUCUAUCAUGGAUUCCUGGACCUAACAAUGGGUCUCCGCAAACAUUCCAAAUAUCAUAUCGAGUAUUAAAUACUUUGGCGGAUUGGCUGGAUGUUAGUGUUCAACAUAACGGAGAAACUGAGAUGAACGUAACCCUUAUUAGUUUAGAUCCAGGGAGAUCCUACUUUGCCAAAUGUUAUGCUAUGAAUAUAGCAGGUGAUUCAGGGAAACAAAUACUAACAUUCAGCACAUUAAAAGAAGUUGCCCAUGCUGAAUCACAUGUCGCUGUAAUUGCUGGUGGUGUAACGGCUGGGGUUAUAACGAUGGUAGUCAUUGUCGUCGUUUUCUGUGUUCUUCGAAAUCAAUAUUCGUGUGCGUUCAAGGUCACACGUAAAGAAGAUUCACGCUCAAGACCUACUGUACCUUUUGCUGAGAUUACUGGUGAUAACGAUGCCGUGACUUACGAAACUGUAUCAGCGAAAAACAACACACCUGUUUACGACGAUUUGGGUGUUGGAAAUGAAGGACAGGAUACUCCACACGUGUACAUGCCGCUAGAUGAGUCCAGGUCAAGUUCCGAUCCAAACAAGGCGAAAUCAAAGACAGAGGUUCCCAUUUACCGCAACACGAUGGCGAAGAACCAAGUGCAGACAGUGCUUUAAGUGAGAAAUCCGAAUUCCAUGUAUGAUGAACUCACGAGCUCAUGAGCUAUGGUGAUUAAUUGUUGUCGAUACUGAGUAACUCCGCAAUGCUAUUCGUUGAUUGUACAAUAUUGAUAUAUGUAUAUAUAUAUACUGAUAAGAAAAUGAGAUCAUGCUGCGAAUUGUAUACGAAAAAACUAUCCAUCCUAAAACUGUAAAUCUAUUUUAUAUCAGAGCAAAUUAUAACAUACAACUGGACACUAAAUCAUAAAGAUCUAACUUGCAUGUCUCUUUAGUUUUCUUUUAACUAAUUCCCAGAAAAACAUAAUUAAGGAUAAAAUUAUUUGUUUACGGAGAAUACUUUCGACCUGAUUGCUAUCUCCUGUUCAUCGAUAAGCUUCUGAGUGACCUAGAGGCUUCAGAUGAACUAACGCUGGAUUACGAAGAUCUACACUACCAUUCCAAGAUUAAGCUGUGACGAGCCAUGCCAAUAUUGUUUAGAUCGCAAAAAUAAAGAUGAUGCUGUGCUAAUCAACUCAAUUACCUUUCAUUUAACAGAAUCGGCAACUCUCUUUGGAAAAGUCCUUCACAAAUCGUUCUAAUAAAACCGUACUGUUAAAGCUAGAAAAAUGAAUGAUAUUUGUAUGAUUUGAGCAAUAAACGUGAAUUAAUAUAAUAAUUGUGCAGCAUUAUAAAAUUCAUGUUUGUUAUUUAUAUCUCUCUGUAAGGACUAUUACUCGGCGAAUAAUACUCACGUAUAUGACAUGAUACUACGAUUAAUUAGCUUGUUACAUUACAUUACCUGAAAUCAGCAUUUUAAUUUUAAUGUUUUUUGUUCAUUAUAUUGUUGUCUGACAUUAAUGCUUUAUAAACAGGUACAGGUUACUCUUAAUACUGGUACAUGUUUUGCUUUACAUUAUAAUCAAUAUAAACCACCUUAGAUUACUUGUGUUUCUUUCUCGGCAAGUUAUUGCAACAGGUGCGAUGACUGAAACCUUAUUACUUGUGUUUUGAUAGUGUAAUGAGGAGAGUAACAUGGCGUUGGUGUGGUAUUCGCAGUAGAUAGGAUUUGUUUUGCAAAACAAUAAAUUUUAUUCUCUUGUGCCUUACUAUAUACAUGUUAACCAACUACAACAUGAUAUAUAUAUAAUUUAUUGCUUAAAUAAAUUGUUUUACAGUGGCUUAACAUUAUACAAACAUUCCUUGGAGAUGUGGUGAUGCCAUGGUAAAAAAAUAGCAUAUCUUAGGAACAUGACGGA